GCGGCUCCGGCCUCAGAGCCGCCCCCUCCCGCCGCCGGAGAACAAACGGGAUAUUCAGCAGUGGCCUGUGGCUGCCAGAGCAACUCCUCUGGGGAAAUUCAGCGUCGAGGCAGCGUGCACCGUGAUUGCCUUUAAAAGCGCCCCACCCGCCCGCCGCGCACACCCGGAUACCUGGGCUGCCCCGCGGCUGCGUGCGCACGUGUGUGUGCUCGUGUGUGUGUGUGUGUGUGUGUGUGUGUGUGUGUAUGUGUGAGACAGAGGGAGAGCGGGGAAGCGAGCCGGGAGUGUGCGGCGCGCGAGCCUGUUUCUCCCCGUGUGUGCCAGAGUGUGAGCCUUGGGGGGUGCGACCCGGUGUGCGGACCGGCGUGCGCGCCGGGGUGGGAGCAAGCCGAGCGCGUCUACACCGGCCAUGAGGGCCGCGGGCGCCUGGGCCGCGCUCUGCCUGCUGCUGGCCGUGGCCGCGCAGCUCUCCCGGCAGCAGCCCCCGGAGAGAUCUGUUUUCACAUGUGGCGGCAUUCUUACUGGAGAGUCUGGAUUUAUUGGCAGCGAAGGUUUCCCUGGAGUGUACCCUCCAAAUAGCAAAUGUACUUGGAAAAUCACAGUUCCUGAAGGAAAAGUGGUAGUUCUUAAUUUCCGAUUCAUAGAUCUGGAGAGCGACAACCUGUGCCGCUAUGACUUUGUAGACGUGUACAAUGGUCACACCAAUGGCCAGCGUAUCGGGCGCUUCUGUGGCACGUUCCGGCCUGGAGCCCUUGUGUCCAGCGGUAACAAGAUGAUGGUGCAGAUGAUUUCCGAUGCCAACACGGCUGGGAAUGGCUUCAUGGCCAUGUUCUCUGCUGCUGAACCAAACGAAAGAGGGGAUCGGUAUUGUGGAGGACGCCUUGAAAGACCUUCCGGCUCUUUUAAAACCCCCAACUGGCCAGACCGAGAUUACCCUGCAGGAGUCACUUGUGUGUGGCACAUUGUAGCCCCAAAGAAUCAGCUUAUAGAAUUAAAAUUUGAGAAGUUUGAUGUUGAGCGUGACAACUAUUGCCGGUAUGAUUUUGUGGCUGUGUUCAAUGGUGGAGAAAUCAAUGACGCUAAAAGAAUUGGAAAAUAUUGUGGCGAUAGCCCACCUGCGCCAAUUGUAUCUGAGAGAAAUGAACUUCUCAUUCAGUUUUUAUCAGACUUAAGUUUAACUGCAGAUGGGUUUAUUGGUCACUACAAAUUCAGGCCAAAAAAACUGCCUACAACUACAGCAUCACCUGUUACCACCACGUUCCCUGUAACUACAGGUUUAAAACCCACCGUGGCCCUGUGUCAACAAAAGUGUAGACGGACGGGGACUCUGGAGAGCAAUUAUUGUUCAAGUAACUUUGUAUUGGCUGGCACCGUGAUCACAACUGUCACCCGGGGUGGAAGCUUGCAUGCCACUGUCUCGAUCAUCAACAUCUACAAGGAGGGAAAUCUGGCAAUUCAGCAGGCUGGCAAGAACAUGAGUGCCAAGAUCACUGUGGUCUGCAAGCAGUGCCCUCUCCUCAGGAGAGGUCUAAAUUACAUUAUUAUGGGCCAAGUGGGUGAAGACGGGCGAGGCAAAAUCAUGCCAAACAGCUUUAUCAUGAUGUUCAAGACCAAGAAUCAGAAGCUCCUGGAUGCCUUGAAAAACAAGCAAUGUUAAUAAUGAACUGUGUCGAGUUAAGCUGCAUUCUGUCAUUGCCUUGGAAAGAUCUAUAUUUUUCUCUGUAGGAAAAAAAAGUCUUAUAUUAAAUAUUGAGCAUUCAGAAAGAUUUACUCUUCACAUGAUGUAGGUAUGAGACCUCCGGUAUCACUGGUGGGAGUUCUGUGCCUGCGCCGAGAGGAGCAGAUACAUGAUUGAAAACUUGCAGACUUGGUGCGGCUAUAGGAAACUGAAUGUAUCAAGCACUGACAGUGUGGAAGCAGUUUAUUUAUACGUCUCUGUAAAAGGGUAAUUUAGAAAUGAGUGGUGUGAAGAUGUAAAAAAGAGAUUUUAUAAGUGCAAUAUUUAUAGUGAUAUUUGUUUUUCCUUCAAGCAUUUUCUCUGAGGGGUUAUAUUCUUCUCUUGCAUUUUUUAAGUCACUGCUUAAUAAAAUAUUUUUAAAUGAUUA
This is a messenger RNA of Mustela lutreola (European mink), 2105 nucleotides long. It is a transcript of the gene PCOLCE2, whose product is annotated as procollagen C-endopeptidase enhancer 2. The coding region runs from base 410 to 1657 and encodes 415 amino acids. NCBI's taxonomy places the organism in Eukaryota, Metazoa, Chordata, Mammalia, Carnivora, Mustelidae. The transcript has 9 exons. Gene Ontology annotation, molecular function: protein binding. The record is from RefSeq and is a predicted model, not a curated record.